AAAAUGUUGUUCCAGUGCGGCAGGUGGCAGUAAUGCGCUCGUAACGACUUGUGCAAUUUGUGGGCAAAAACAUGGCGACGUCCUUGGUCAGACAGACAAAAUUGUUGUCGAUGGUGACCAGCCAGUUAAACUCGGCGGCAUGUUUCAGGAACAUUCACUGCACUGCAGCUUGUUUAAAGAACCGUGCAGCUCGUAUUCGAGUGGGUAAAGGAGACCGGCCGUUGACGUAUGAGCAGGUGCAUCACCCUCAUCACAAUGGCCACAGGAAGGGCUGGCUCUCACAACACACUAGUAAUCUUCAGGGUGAAGCUGGAGCGGCGGAGCGCGUGGUGGAGGACGUCUUCAUCAGGCGCUUCAUAUACGGCACGUUUCAUAACUGUUUAGCGGAUGAGGUGGUGAUCAAACGCAGAGGCAACAUCCUGGUCAUCUGUGCUGUGAUGAUACAGAAACUCUUACCGAGUAAAUUCUACUUCCUCAUUGGCUACACAGAGAAACUGCUCUCGCACUUCUACAAAUGUCCAGUUAAAAUCGAGUUGCAAACAGUAGAAGAAAAAGUAGUCUACAAAUAUCUUUAAGGCAAUAUGUUGCGGCUUGGUUAUUGAAGGGGUGAAAUGUCUAUUUGUAGGUGUUCAAUAAGUGUAAAGGAAGGCCUUACAUUUUAAUUAAAUCAUUGGUCAAAAUAUUCACAUCGCAAUGUAAAAAUAGCCUUUAUAAAGAUCAAAUUAUAUCUGUGUUGCUUCAAACAUUGAGCUUGUGUCAAUAAAGGUUGUUUUUCCACACAAAAA
This is a messenger RNA of Pimephales promelas (fathead minnow), 785 nucleotides long. It is a transcript of the gene mrps24, whose product is annotated as mitochondrial ribosomal protein S24. Gene Ontology annotation, biological process: translation. The record is from RefSeq and is a predicted model, not a curated record. Lineage: Eukaryota; Metazoa; Chordata; Actinopteri; Cypriniformes; Leuciscidae. Gene Ontology annotation, cellular component: mitochondrion.